This is a messenger RNA of Kazachstania africana CBS 2517, 3255 nucleotides long. RefSeq names its product exportin CRM1 (gene CRM1). The coding region runs from base 1 to 3255 and encodes 1084 amino acids. The transcript has a single exon. The record is from RefSeq and is a predicted model, not a curated record. Gene Ontology annotation, molecular function: small GTPase binding; nuclear export signal receptor activity. Gene Ontology annotation, cellular component: nucleus; cytoplasm. Gene Ontology annotation, biological process: protein export from nucleus; ribosomal small subunit export from nucleus; ribosomal large subunit export from nucleus. NCBI's taxonomy places the organism in Eukaryota, Fungi, Ascomycota, Saccharomycetes, Saccharomycetales, Saccharomycetaceae.
AUGGAUUCCAUUUUAGAUUUUUCAAAAGAAUUGGAUAUCAAUGUCCUAGACCAGGUAGUUGACACAUUUUAUAAUGCCUCCGGCCCACAGCAAAAACAAGCUCAGGAUGCCUUAACAAAGUUCCAGGAGCAUCCAGAUGCAUGGCAACGUGCAGAUCAAAUUUUGCAGUUUUCCAAAAAUCCCCACGCUAAGUUCAUUGGAUUAUCUAUUUUAGACAAAUUAAUUACCACAAAAUGGAAGCUAUUACCAAAUGAGCAACGUGUUGGUAUUAGAAACUUUAUUGUAGGUAUGAUUAUCUCAAUGUGCCAGGAUGAUGCUGUUUUCAAAACCCAGAAAAAUUUGAUCAACAAGUCUGAUUUAACUUUGGUACAAGUUUUGAAACAAGAAUGGCCUCAAAACUGGCCAGAAUUUAUCCCAGAAUUAAUUGGUAGUUCUGCCUCUUCAGUAAACGUAUGUGAAAACAAUAUGGUUAUCUUAAAAUUGUUAUCGGAAGAGGUCUUCGACUUUUCAGCCGAACAGAUGACCCAAGCUAAGGCUUUGCAUUUGAAACAGUCAAUGUCAAAAGAAUUUGAGCAGAUCUUCAAGCUCUGUUAUCAGGUGCUAGAACAAGCAUCUUCUUCUUCCUUAGUAGUAGCAGCCUUAGAGUCAUUAUUGAGAUAUUUACACUGGAUCCCAUAUCGUUACAUUUAUGAAACAAAUAUACUGGAGUUACUGAGUACCAAGUUUUUAGCUUCUGCUGACACUAGAGCGGUGACCUUAAAGUGUUUAACCGAGGUAUCAAGUUUAAAGAUCCCACAAGAUAACACUUCCAUAAAACAACAAAGCGUCAUAUUUUUCCAAAAUACUUUACAACAAAUUGCCCUGAACGUAAUCCCUAUGACAGCAGAUCUCAAGAACACAUACAACUCUGCAAAUGGUACAGACCAAUCAUUUUUACAGGAUUUCGCCAUGUUUUUAACAACUUAUCUCUCUAACCACAGAUCCUUACUAGAAAGUGAUGAAUCAUUGAGAGAGUUAUUAUUAAACGCUCACCAAUACUUAAUUCAACUAUCUAAGAUUGAAGAAAGAGAAUUGUUUAAAACAACUUUAGAUUACUGGCACGAUCUAGUCUCAAACUUGUUCUACGAAGUGCAGCAGCUUCCAGCAAAUGAACUAAACCCCUUAAUGCAAUUAACUGUCGGUAGUCAAACAAUUUCCACCGGGUCAGGUGCUUUGAGUCCUGAUUUCAUGAAAAGAUAUCCACUGAAAAAACAUAUCUACGAAGAUAUUUGUUCUCAAUUAAGACUUGUUAUCAUUGAAAACAUGGUAAGACCAGAAGAAGUUUUAGUUGUUGAAAAUGAUGAAGGUGAAAUUGUCAGAGAGUUUGUCAAAGAAUCCGAUACCAUUCAACUUUAUAAAUCGGAAAGAGCAGUCCUUGUUUAUUUAACCCAUUUAAAUGUUGUUGACACGGAGCAAAUCAUGAUCAACAAACUUGCUAGACAGCUUGAUGGUUCUGAAUGGUCAUGGCAUAACAUUAAUACUUUGUCAUGGGCUAUUGGUUCCGUGUCCGGUACGAUGAAUGAGGAUACUGAGAAACGUUUUGUUGUUACUGUUAUCAAGGACUUGCUAGCCUUAACUGAAAAAAAGAGAGGCAAAGACAACAAGGCUGUUGUUGCAUCUGAUAUUAUGUACGUCGUUGGUCAAUAUCCAAGAUUUUUGAAAGCGCAUUGGAAUUUCUUAAGAACUGUUAUUUUGAAGUUAUUUGAGUUCAUGCAUGAAACACAUGAAGGUGUUCAAGACAUGGCAUGUGAUACAUUCAUUAAGAUUGUUCAAAAAUGUAAAUAUCAUUUUGUUAUUCAACAACCACGUGAGUCUGAACCAUUUAUCCAAACAAUUAUUAGGGAUAUUCAAAAAACGACAAGUGAUUUACAGCCUCAACAAGUUCACACCUUCUACAAGGCUUGUGGUAUCAUAAUUUCUGAGGAAAGAAACUCUGCUGAGAAAACUAGAUUGUUGAACGAUCUAAUGCAACUACCGAAUAUGGCAUGGGAUGCAAUUGUAGAACAGUCUACUGCAAACCCAGCGCUAUUGCUCGAUCCAGAAACUGUUAAGAUCAUUGCAAAUAUCAUCAAAACUAAUGUUGCUGUCUGCAGCUCAAUGGGUGCCGAUUUCUAUCCUCAACUAGGUCAUAUUUAUUACAAUAUGUUGCAACUAUAUAGGGCUGUUUCAUCUAUGAUAUCAAGCCAAGUUGCCUCGGAAGGUGUAAUCGCCACAAAGACACCAAAAGUGCGUGGUUUAAGAACAAUCAAGAAGGAAGUCUUGAAAUUGGUUGAAAUUUAUAUAUCAAGUGCAAAGAACCUAGAAGAGGUCGUUAAAGUUUUGGUCGAACCUUUAUUAAAUGCAGUCCUAGAAGACUACUUGAACAACGUCCCUGAUGCCAGAGAUGCCGAAGUUUUGAACUGUAUGACAACUGUAGUCAGUAAGGUCGGCCAUAUGAUACCACAAGGUGUCAUUUUAAUCCUACAAAGUGUUUUUGAAUGUACAUUAAACAUGAUCAACAAAGAUUUUACUGAAUAUCCAGAACAUCGUGUUGAAUUUUACAAGUUGUUGAAGGUUAUAAAUGAAAAAUCAUUCAAUGCCUUUUUGGAGCUACCACCAGCUGCUUUUAAAUUAUUCAUUGACGCUAUCUGUUGGGCAUUUAAACAUAACAAUAGAGAUAUUGAGGUGAAUGGUCUUUCUAUUGCAUUACACUUGGUCAAAAACAUUGAGAGUAUGGGAAAUACACAAUUUGCCAACACUUUCUAUAAAAACUUUUACUUCACUUUUGUUAGUGAGACCUUUUUCGUUUUGACUGAUUCUGACCAUAAAUCUGGAUUUUCUAAACAGUCUUUAUUAUUGGUAAAGUUAAUUUCCUUAGUUUUAGACAAUAAAAUUUCAGUACCUAUCUAUGAAGAAAAUCAAGCACCACAAGGCACCUCUAAUCAAGUAUUUUUAAGCCAAUAUUUAGGUAAUAUGCUAUCCAAUGCUUUCCCACAUCUGACAGCUGAACAAAUAACGAAUUUCUUAAACGCAUUGAUGAAGCAAUAUAGGGACACCGCAAAAUUCAACGGUAUUCUAAGAGAUUUCCUUGUUCAAAUCAAGGAAUUCGGUGGGGAUCCAACUGAUUACUUAUAUGCUGAAGAAAAGGAAAAUGCAGUUGAAGAACAAAACAAGCUACAAAGAGAAAAAGCCGCGAUGGUUGGUGGUUUGUUAAAACCAUCCGAAUUGGAUGAUUAA